Molecule: messenger RNA, 5895 nt
Organism: Colletotrichum karsti
Lineage: Eukaryota; Fungi; Ascomycota; Sordariomycetes; Glomerellales; Glomerellaceae
Exons: 5
Coding region: 1-5895 (1964 amino acids)
Biological process (GO): secondary metabolite biosynthetic process; fatty acid biosynthetic process
Molecular function (GO): phosphopantetheine binding; 3-oxoacyl-[acyl-carrier-protein] synthase activity; fatty acid synthase activity
Source: RefSeq, a predicted model, not a curated record
AUGUCGCCCAAAUCAGGUGUCGCCACGCCGUCCUCUGAGAUGGACCCCUCAGACCCCAUCGCCAUUGUGGGCAUGGCCGUGAGGCUGCCCGGCGGCGUCCGCAACACCGAGGACUUUUGGGACCUGAUGAUGAACAAGAGAAGUGGCCUCAUCCCCAUUCCCAAAGAGAGGUGGAACAGUGAGGGCUUCUACAGCCCCGUUGCCAAAUGGGGUACUGUUCAGAACAAGGAGGCCUACAUGUUCAGCCAGGCCGACAACGAUCUCACCAAGUUUGAUGCCUCAUACUUCACGUGUGGUGAGAAGGAGAUUGAGCGCAUGGAUCCCAUGCAACGUCAGUUGCUUGAGAUCACGCGUGAAUGUCUCGACAAUGCUGGAGAGACCAACUGGCGCGGCCAAGAGAUUGGCUGCUACGUUGGAAACUUCUCAUCAGAUUGGCAAGAUGACUUGUCUAUGGACCCUCAUGCAUCCGGUCUCUACCGUGGCUCAGGAUACCUUGACUUCUUGCAACCUAACCGUGUGUCCUACGAGUAUGGCUGGACCGGCCCGAGUAUGCUUGUCAAGACUGGUUGUUCAUCAUCGAUGGUGGCUCUUCAUUUGGCAGCGGAGGCCGUCCAGAGUGGCGCUUGCAAGUCAGCCAUGGCCCUUGGCUGCAACCUAAUCACCUCUGUCAUCACAUCUAUCGUCUUCACUGAGACGGGUGUUCUGUCACCCAGCGGCAAGUGCAAGACCUUUGACCUUCUUGCCGACGGCUAUGGCCGAGGUGAAGCUGUCAACGCCGUUUACGUCAAGAGACUGAGCGACGCUCUCAGAGAUGGCAAUCCCGUGCGCGCCAUCAUCCGCGGUAGCGGAACUAAUAACGAUGGCCGGUCCAACGGAAUCAUGAGCCCCAACACUUAUUUGCAAGAGGCACUAAUUAGAAAGACAUACGAGAAGGCCGGACUGAAGGACUUUUCCAGGACGGCCUUCUUUGAGUGUCACGGUACUGGCACGCCGACUGGAGAUCCCCUUGAGGUCGCUGCGGUCGCGCGUAUUUGGAAAGACUACAACGGCGUCAUGAUCGGUGCCGUCAAACCCAACGUUGGUCAUUCUGAGGGUGCGGCUGGACUCACCAGUGUCAUCAAAGCCGUUCUCGCUCUUGAGAACAGAGUCAUUCCUCCAAACAUCUACAUGGAGAACCCCAACCCAAGAAUCCCGUGGGAGGAAGCCAAGCUCUCUGUCCCAACAGAGCCAACUCCGUUCCCUGCCGAUCGAGACGAGCGCAUCAGCGUCAACUCCUUCGGUGUCGCCGGCUCCAACGCCCACGUCAUUCUUGAGUCUUUUGAGGGCUGGCAGAAGUUGCAAGACGAUGCCAGCUCCAUCAGCUCAGACUCCGGCGUCAGCGUCCGCGCGCCAGGACAGCGCCUUCUUCUCUUCUCUGCUGCUCAUCUGACAUCUCUUGAGAAGCAAAUUGAUCAGCACAAGGAGUACUUGCAGAAGAAGGGCACUGAUCUGGACGAUCUUGCCUACACCCUUAGCCACCACCGCGAUGCUCUCGCUUGCCGCGCCUACGCCAUCGCCGACGAACACGGUGCAUUCGAGCCCAGCAGCUUCAAGCGCAAGCCCACAGUAGCUCGCAGGACCGUCCUUGUCUUCACUGGUCAGGGUGUGCACUGGGCCGGUAUGGGCAAGGCCCUCAUCGAGACCAACGAUGUCUUCCGCAACUCGAUUCAGAAGCUAGACAAGUGGCUUCAGUCUCUCCCGGAGGCUCACAGGCCCAACUGGAGUCUUGAGAAGGAGCUCUCUAUCGACGAUGCAUCUAGCAGAGUCGGUCAGCGCGGCUACUCUCACCCUUGUGCCACGGCCGUUCAGAUCGCGCUCACCGACGUUCUCGCAAGCCUCGGCAUUCGCCCGGAUGCGGUGACCGGUCACUCCGGAGGUGAAGCCGCCGCUGCCUAUGCCGCUGGCAGUGUCUCUGCGGAGGCUGCUCUCGCAGUUGCCUACUUCCGUGGAUGGCUCUUGGUCAACGGCAAGGUUCCUCCUGGCACCAUGGCUGCGGUCAGUCUCGGCCCCAGGGAGGUUGAGCCUUUUCUCAUCCCUGGAGUUGUUGUCGGUUGUGAGAACAGCCAGUUCAACACCACCUUAUCUGGAGACCCCGUCUGCAUCCAGCACUGCAUUGACCAGAUCACUCGACGCCACCCAGACGUCAAGGCCAAGGUCCUCAAUCUUGAGACGGCAUUUCACUCUCCCUGGAUCGAGCCUCUCGCCGGACCUUACGAGGACCUUCUCAAGCCUCACCUGGCUGAUGCCAAGGCUCCCAGCAUUCCCCAUUUCUCUAGUGUCACUGGCCUUGAAAUGACUGGGGACGAAUUCGGUGCGAACUACUGGCGCCGUAACUUUGUGCAGCCUGUCUUGUUCAACACGGCGUUGAGGACUCUGAUGAAGAGCAACAACAACAAUCUUUUCAUCGAGGUCGGUCCUCACCCAGCCCUUCAGCGACCGAUGAACGAGAUUCUCCGCAGCAUGCCCGAGGCCUCUUGCGAGUACAUCUCCACCCUCCGCAGAGGCGAGGACACCAACAUGUCCAUGCUGCGCUUGGCCGGUGAGCUCUUUGUCCAAGGCGCCCCGGUCGACUUGUCGAGCAUCAUGCCCAAGGGCAGAGUCCUGACCGACCUUCCCACCUACCCCUGGCUCCAUGACGUUUCCUACUUCGACGAGCCCAGGAACCCCUCCCGGUACAAGCAGAGGAAGCACACUCGCCAUGUUCUUCUCGGUGCCAGGGUUCUCGAAGGCAACGACAUCGAGCCGGCUUGGCGCAACAUGCUGGAUCUGAAGGAAGUCCCCUGGCUCAUGGAUCAUAUCGUCAACGGUCAGAUCGUCUUCCCUGGCGCGGGCUACAUGGCCAUGGCAGGAGAGGCAAUGCGCCAGGUUGCCAACGGUCUUGACUCUUACACCAUCCGGGACAUGUCCAUCACCACUGGCAUGACAGUGCCGAAGGAGAAGAAGAUGGAGCUAUACACCCGCAUGAUUCCCGAGGACAAGCCCAGCUCCGAGGGUCAGUGGUACAGCUUCAAGAUCAUGUCCUGCGACGGCCACCACUGGGUUACUCACUGCUCUGGCUUCAUCCGAUCCGGUGCUGAAGCUGAGAAGACGUCGAUCUCGAGCGCCCAAGCCGAGCAAGAGUUCGCUCGCGAGAUUGAGGCUGAGGGUUGGUACAAGGCUGUGAAGGCUGUUGGAAUUGACUGGCAAACUGCUUUCCAAGGCCUUGACCAGAUCACCGCCAGCACGACCACCCGAGAGGCCACGGCUACUGUGUACGACUUUGAGGACACCACUCAAUACGCUGCCCACCCGACUCUCUUGGAUCAGAUGCUUCAGAUCAACCUGGUUGCUCAAACCCAUGGUCAGAAGAGACGUCUGGAUAGCAUUCUUCUGCCAACUUUCGUCUCCCGCCUCGGCGUUCUCGGGAAUCAGGACCUUCGCAUGAGAGCCUACGGCAGCAUCAAGGAUGGCCCAGACGGUAUGACUGCCAACGCCGUCAUCUACACGGAGGAAGGCCGACCGACUGUAUACUUGGAAGGUCUCUCCUACUCUGAGUUGCCCGUAGCCAAACGCGAGGAGGUGCUGCUCGGUUCUACUUUCGAGUGGAAGGAGGAUGCCACCAUGAUUGAUUCGGUUGCGGAGCUGAGCAGCAUCGACGCCGCUCAAGAGCUUCGGGAUGUUGUCAGUCUUUUGACUUUCAAGAGCCCUGACUCGAGAAUCAUCGAGAUCGGCACUGGCGCGACCGACGUGACCCGCAUCGCCCUUGAAGCUGCCCACCCAUCUCAGCACAAGCGCUUGUACUCUGAGUACACCUACGUCACCACUUCUGACGAUGAGGUUGAGCAGGUUACUGAUGCUCUGGCUGAGAUCGAAGGCAAUGAGGUGUCUGUGGUCGACAUGGAGCAGUUGUCGCUUUGUCACCCUGCAGAUGUUGUCUUGCUGCCUCUGGCGACUUUGUUGUUGGACGACCGCUACCUGCAGGACGAUCUGACUGAGCUGCAAAACCUGCAGACAACCGGCAGCAGACUCAUCGUGCACAAUCUCUCCGGUGGUGCAGACGUCGUAGCCCAUGAGGACAAGAUCAAUCAACGACUCCAGGGUCUCGGGUACACGAUUCACUCCAAGACCAGCUCCGGUCUCAUUCUCGCUGAGCCUGCGAAGCGGGCAGAGCUUGACAAGGGCACCAGCAUCACCAUCCUGGCACAGGCUACUCCUCAAGGCAGCGAGCUCGCGAAGCAAGUCCAGUCCUACUUCGAGUCGAAGGGCUUCAGGGCUGAGGUCUCCAACGCCACAACUGUCCCGGCCGACAGCUCCUUCACGAUCUCGCUCUUGGAUGUCGAUGGCACUAGCGUUUAUGACCUCAACUCGGAGUCAUUCAGGCCUUUCCUGGACAGCUUGUGCAACUUGAAGGGCUCCCUGAUCUGGGUUCUACCAUCCGUCCACGGCUCUUGCAAGGACCCUCGCCCCGCAAUGAUUCAAGGCACUGCCAGGACCGUCCGCAUGGAGAACAAGGCCGACAUCACCUUGGUCGAAGCUGAUGACGCUUCGGUUUUGGGAAGCGACUUCUCUAAGGCGCUUUUCAAGAUCUCUCAGAGUUUGCCCAAGCGACGCAAGGGAGGAGACCUCGAUGCCGAUUAUGAUUAUGCUAUCUUGAACGGCAAGGUCCACAUCCCUCGCAUGUACUGGUUCGGUUUCUCCGAGCCUGCUGUGAGCAAGUCUCUUCCUGAGACAAAGGACUCCCCCAUGUUCCGCGACGAUGCUUCUUACCUUCUCGUGGGAGGCUUCGGAGGUCUUGGUCGGUCCGUCGCGACUUGGCUGCUUGAGCACGGCGCUCGCAACCUGGUUUUCCUCUCCAGGUCUGCGUCCAGUUCCCAGAACGAACCAUUCGUCAAGGAAUUGGAGAGCUACCCCGGCGCCGUGAUCAAGACCGUCUCGGGAGACGUUGGCAACGCGGAAGAUGUUCUCAAGGCCAUCAAGGAGGCGCCUAAGCCUGUUGCUGGAGUUCUACAGUUGUCCCUGAUUCUCAAGGAUAACUCCACGGCGGAGAUGACUUACGAGGAGUGGAGCGGCGUCGUCGAUCCUCGCGUCCGCGGCACCUGGAACGUCCACCAGGCUCUUCUCGACGCCCAAGUUCCUCUCGACUUCUUCGUCAUCUUUGGUUCCGGCGGUGGCCACACCGGCUACUACGGACAAGCCAACUACAGUGCCGCCAACACGUAUCUCGACGCUUUCGUCGAGCAUCGCCACACCCUUGGACUCCCCGCAUCCAUCAUUGACCUCGGCGUCGUCGGAGAUGUCGGCUACCUGCUCGAGCGCGACGAUCUGUAUGAGGGUUUCAAGAACGGUGGUUUCUUCUUCCUCAAGGAACAAGACGUCCUCGACUCUGCGGCCAUCGCCAUCGGCAACUCCACGGGCGGUCCCUACAGCAGCUUCUGCUUGGGCGGCUUGUCGGAGAAGCCGCUGUCCGACCCUUCCAACCGCGUCAACUGGAAGAGAGACGUCCGAUUCGCGCAGUCUCACUACUUCCACAAGUCCAGGGCCGCCGCUGCUGGCGAGGCGAAGGAGAGCGAUGAGGCGGAGACGUUCAUCUCUCUUGCCAGGUCGGAUCCUACCACUCUUCGUGACAGCGCCACCGUCGCCAGUCUCGCUCGUUUUAUCAGCGCGACGCUGAGCCAUCUGAUGUUGCGACCUGUGGAAGACUUCCCUCUUACUGAGAACCUUACUUCUAUUGGCUUGGACUCCAUCAUUUCUAUUGAGUUGGUCGACUGGAUUCACCAACAGUUCCAUAUUGGUAUGACAUCGAUGGAGGUUACGCAGUGCACUUCGUUGAUGCAUCUUGCUGAGAAGAUCAUUGAAGACUUGAUUUCAUCUAGUUAG